AUGUCUCAGAUUCUGGAUGAAAUUGAACAACAUGGUAUCAAGAUUUAUCACCUGCCUGACGCAGAAUCAGAUGAGGAUGAAGAUUUUAAAGAACAGACCAGGCUCCUAAAGGUCAGUAUCCCAUUUUGUGUAGUGGGAUCCAAUCAGUUGAUUGAAGCCAAAGGUAAAAAAGUUAGAGGUCGUUUCUACCCAUGGGGUGUGGUUGAAGUGGAGAACCCAGAACACAACGACUUCCUGAAGCUGAGAACCAUGCUAAUUACCCAUAUGCAGGAUCUUCAAGAGGUGACCCAGGACCUUCACUAUGAGAACUUCCGCUCUGAGAGACUUAAAAGAGGUGGCAGGUUGAAAAUUGAAGAUGAGGAAGUGAAUAAAGAUCAGAUUUUGCAGGAAAAAGAAGCUGAACUUCGUCGCAUGCAAGAGAUGAUUGCGAGAAUGCAGGCUCAGAUGCAAAUGCAGAUGCAAGGUGGUGAGGGAGACAGCAGUGCAGUUCAUGGACACCAUGUAUAAAUUCUUUGAUAACGUCAUAUGCAGAUUAAGAGGAAACAUUCCAGUGUUGGGAUGCAAUAGUGUCUCUUACUGGGAAGGAUGUCUUUUACCUCGCCUGUGACUUGGAAGUCACGUUAGUGUGUUACGUGCAAAUGCAUGGUAAUUUUUGUAAUGUACUUUGUAACAGAUUGUAUUCAGUCAAUAUUUUAUACCUUAUAUAGAGAAUGUGAUCAGUUUUAGUUUAGUAAUUUAGUAUUAUUUUAUUGAGCUCAUUUUCUGUAACCCAGUAUAUUAAGAAUGCAAAAUGGAUGAUACUGAGCCUCUCCUAACCUGACUUAGCAGUAGUCAGUCUAUUUGCAUAGCUCACUACCACCAUUAGUCAUACUACUUGUUACACCUAGGAAUAGGUGAGUGUUGCUAUAGGUUGUCCAGUGGUGUGAUGUUUGACUAAUUAGGGAGUCCAAUGCCAAGUUAAGUUAUUCUUUCUUUUUCCUAUUUCUUGCAUUGUUUAACUGUGUGCCUGUGAGACUCUUGGCCAUUCCUCGAUUCUUGUCCAGUGCUGAAUAGCCAUUGCCUUGGCAUCACAAGUGUCUAAUUACAAAAGAGGUAUGCUUUUUCUUAAUUAGGAACGAGGAGAUAAGAGAAUUCCUUGUUAAAGGGGGCACUUGCUGAAUGACUAAUCUUGUCUACUUCCCCCUCCAAAGCCAAUAGUCAGGUUUAAUAACAUGAUGUGCUACUGCAAAAUUAAUUACCAGUGCUGUUUACAACCCACCAGUGCCAAAGAGAUAAUACAAAUGGCACCAUCACAAAAUGCUGAGAUCUUUCUGGUCUCCUGCACUGCAGUGGCCUUGUUCAUCCUCUUCUACAUUUAUAUCAGAGAUGAGGAAUACAUAAUUUAAUCCUGCAGUUAAAUUCCACAAAUUGUAGCUUUAAUGGUCACUAAAUUACUAAUUUAAAGGAGUCCUGCUACUGAGCAGAUCAGAUUUUGACUUACCUUAAAAUUACUGCAGUUUAUAAAUUGCUUUGUAUUCUGAGUAUCUUUUUAAUAUCCAAAGUCAAACCCACCACAAUAGCCUCUGUGUUGAACUCCUGUGCUGCCUCUAAAGCAGCUAUCAUUUCAUAGAGCUGCUCAUCUUCCUACUCAUCUCUUCUGAUCUUUGUCUACAAUGUAGGAAGCAAAAGCAGCAGCCUUACUUAUGUCUGCUUUGUCAGAAACACAGGUGUAGUGAGUCCUUUCUUGCUAAAUGGAUGAAUACAAAAUUAGUAGGGAAGGAAAUGUAAAUGUAUAAAUUUUGCCUUUUCCAUAGAGAAGAGAUGGUAAUAAGGCAUUUCAGUAUUGCCAGAGAAAAAUGUCAAGCCAUGUUACUUAGAUCUUUCAAUAUAUUGACCAGACUGGUUUACUGAAGAAGUGACCAUAAAUGGACCAGAAAUAAUAUAAGCUUCAGUGAAGGCAUUAGAAUGAAUGCUUUAAAUUACCUUUCUAUCCCCCUUUUUUUUUUUCCCCCAGCCCCAGUGUUUUUUGUUCGUGUAGUGCAGCUAAGCACCUCUGUGCACUUUUACGGUUCUCAAAUGGUCUCAGUUACAAUAGCAUUCUUGGACAUUGGACAUAGCACAUUUUGAAGUGCUGCUAGGAAAAACAGUUGCAUAACAUUUCAGUGAAUUUCAUCUGAGGUCAGUACUGUGAUCUAAACUGCAAUAGUAUUUAUAAACAGUAUUAGGAAAAAACUGUGAAAGCAUAUAUAUA
This is a messenger RNA of Chelonoidis abingdonii (Abingdon island giant tortoise), 2230 nucleotides long. NCBI's taxonomy places the organism in Eukaryota, Metazoa, Chordata, Testudines, Testudinidae. The record is from RefSeq and is a predicted model, not a curated record.